Molecule: messenger RNA, 634 nt
Organism: Effrenium voratum
Lineage: Eukaryota; Dinophyceae; Suessiales; Symbiodiniaceae
Source: the annotation of a GenBank genome assembly
UUGGCUCCAGGCAUGUGUGAACCCGGGUGUUCCCGAAGUGACACCUACGUGCCACUUAGAACCAAUGAGGGAGGACAGAUUGACAUUGCCGAGUUUGCCGGAGACUUCAGUAUUCAGUCGUGCCACAACAGCAGAGACAACCGCCGAGCAGGUGGAGUUUGAGUACUCCAACCCACGUUUAUGCAUGGAUGUGAUCAUUGCGGUUGAAGAUGGCUGCUGCAGAAUAGCUUUCGAGCGCUACGCGGAGAGAGCCGGCCUGAACUUUAGCAGCUGCCUCAGCAUCGAGGAGUUCCUCACGACCUUGGAGGAUCUCCGCCGGAUCUACCUACACAGGCCAUUGUUGGUCCUCGUGGGAGAGGUGGCCUGGCUCAAGCAGCUGCACUCGCUGCCGCACGCCGGCCGCGUGCCGUACAUUGUGGACACCAGCGGCUCCGGAGUCAACUGCCAGAGCAGUGCCAAGUUACUGGCAUCUUGCACGCAGAAUACGUUCGAGGAGCUUCUGGAUCAAUGUGCCCAGUGGUGGACAGACCUGUUUCGCGACUCUCCCGCAGGCUUGUCACUCAAGCCUCCUAAACUUUGACCAUGGCCAAUUCAGCUCAGCAGCUUGGGAAGUGCACGGCGUCGCCGGUGAAAC